AUGCAUCUUGAGAAUGAUAUUCGCGUAGUUGGAUUCGCAUUUGCUCAUGUGAGCGACAAUGAAAGUUUUAUCAAGACCGAAAGCAAUGAACCUAAUAUGUUAACGCGAAGUUGGGAAAGAUUAUUUAAAACUCCAACAAUUCUCUUAUAUGAUAAUGAGUAUUCGGAUGUUGUUGAUUGGGGAUCAUUCGCCAAAAACCAAACCCAACAAGGCAAGUUAAAUAUUGUCGACCGCUUUAAACUUCAUUUGGGGAAAUUACCAGAUGAUCGUAAACCCACGUUACCAGAAAAACUUCAUAAAAAAAAAGAUCAAAGACACAAGAGAGCCAUUACUGAUUAUUUAAGAAAAAUGGGAGAGGUAAAUAUUAAAUGGGAACGUAACGAUAAUGAAUUACAGGACAAGCGAACAAUGAGAGAAUGUGCAUAUUUAGCUGGAUUAAUUGGUACACUCGAUUCUGAAACAUUGCAAUUUACAUCUGAACCUGAAGCUGCUGCUAUAUAUUGUUUCACAAAGAAAAGUUUAAGAGAAUUUUAUUCUGGAGAUAAAAAAGGUUUUAUGAUUGUCGAUUGUGGAGGUGGUACAGUAGACUUAACCACCCGAGAAUUUAUAAACGAAAACGAAUUAGAUGAAAUCACUGUAAGAUCAGGUGACUUUUGCGGAAGUUCUUUUAUUGAUCAAGAUUUCUUAAAAUAUAUGGAAGGAAUCUGGGGCAAAUCUGUCAUGAAUAACUUAGGAGAUUGUUAUAAACAACGCAUGAUUCAAAAAUUUUGUGAAGUUAUUAAAUUUCCAUUCACAGAUAAAUUUCCAGAUUCUACAUUUGAGCUAGAUCUUUCAGAAUUUAAAAAAAUUCUCUCUAAAAUUCCUGGAAUUGAUUUAAAUCCAAUAAAUGAAUCCGAAUGGUCUGUCAUUCUCGAAUACGAUACGGUAAAGAAAAUGUUUGACGAACAAGUUGAUAAAAUUAUUCAAAUGAUUCAUAAACAACUUAGGGAUUCUGGAGAGAAAUGUUCAACAAUAUUUUUAGUUGGAGGAUUUAGUGAAUCAGAAUAUUUACAAAAUAGAGUUAAAAAAGAAUUUGAAACUAUGGUCACCCAUUUUUCUAUACCUAUGGACCCAAUUGCAGCCGUGGUUCGUGGCGCAGUAAUCUACGGUCUUCGUAUGAAUUUAAUUAAAAGUUCCACGAUAGAUCCAUCCAAAAUUAAACCAAUCAUUCAAAAUCGACGUCUCAAGUAUACUUAUGGAGUGAAAACAUCUUCGUUUGUUGAAGGAAAAGAAGAUGAUGAAAAGAGUACAAUUAAAUUAACACAGAAAUUUUCAUGUAUAGGUGAUGCAAGAGUUGGUACAAGUGUAAAAGUUGAUCAAGAAUUUGAAGAAAUUUAUUCACCUUUCUUCCCAUGGCAAGACGCAAUUAAAAUUCAAAUCUAUACAACUCAAAAACUUGAUGUUAAAACUUGUGAUGAACCUGGGGUAGAAUUACUGGGUGAACUUGAAGUUGAACUUCCUGAUCUUAUUUCACCCCUUUUACUUUUAACUAAGAGACCAGUUCUUUUUUCACUUACUUUUGCAAAGGAGGAAAUUAAAGCAAAAGCAAAGAACUUAUUAGAUAGAACUUCGGGAACUUCUUAG
Messenger RNA from Diversispora eburnea, 1623 nucleotides. Lineage: Eukaryota; Fungi; Glomeromycota; Glomeromycetes; Diversisporales; Diversisporaceae. The record is from the annotation of a GenBank genome assembly.